Molecule: messenger RNA, 1461 nt
Organism: Gigantopelta aegis
Lineage: Eukaryota; Metazoa; Mollusca; Gastropoda; Neomphalida; Peltospiridae
Exons: 3
Coding region: 562-1257 (231 amino acids)
Biological process (GO): regulation of transcription by RNA polymerase II
Cellular component (GO): nucleus; transcription regulator complex
Molecular function (GO): DNA binding
Source: RefSeq, a predicted model, not a curated record
ACGGACUAUAUAGUUCUCGGACGGUAGAGUACUAUGGCUACAGCCUAGACCAGCCCCAAUAUAGAAUCUGACCUUUACGCUCGUGGAAAUGUACGGACAGAUCUGGCAGCAGACGACACAGUUUGCUGUAUUUUGAUAGCGCCAAGCCUAAAGCACGCAAAAGCUUCACCGCGUUCAGCCAGCAAACAUUUCGCUAACGUUAGCGAACUAUUUGAAUGGUUUCUUACGAGACCAUUUGGUUUUACCGUGAAGCGCUAUCAACCAGUCUAGCGGACGUUUCUCAGCUCGGUCUCGCUGAACUCUGACCUGGAUCUGGGUCUGGCGACUCUGGCGCUAUCUAAAUAUAGCCCUGUCGUCUGCUGCCAAAUCUGUUGUUCGCGCCAGCACAGACGCCGUGUGUGCUUUUGUUAUAAAUUCGAUUUCGUGUGCUUACUGUUCGACGCGUAGUCGUACCGUACUCGCCAGACACAGACACAGACCUAGCUCCGUUGUGUUAGUGGACCCAGACUGGCCGCGUCCGCCAUUAUCAGUUUCAUUUUUCGUGAUCAGGAAAACGAAAGGAUGGGCAAGCCAGAUAGAGAAAGGUCGGAGAAACUGGUGUUUGAGGUAGAGAAGAGGCGAUGUCUCUAUGAUCCUAGCCACCCUGACUACAAAGACCGACACCAGAUUGAUGCAGCAUGGGCACAAGUUGCUGACGCUUUGGAGACAACGGCUUACAAUGCCAGAAAGCGAUGGCAGAAUCUUCGCGGUUCGUUCAGUAAAGCAGUUAACACCAAGCCGCCAUGUGGGACAUACGCAAGCCAGAAGGCUCCGACAUUUUAUCUGAUGGACCAAAUGAACUUUCUAAGGUGUUUUAUAACUCGUGGCGCAAUGAUUGGGAACUAUGGGCCAGAGUCUGUCGAAGACACGAUUCCAUCUGCUGAUUCAGAGAUAGAACAACUGGCAGACGCAAAGGAUCACAGUCGAAGCACCAGUCCGUUGAACACCAGCAGUGCAAGGUCUGGAUCUUGCAAGAGAAAACGUCCUUACUCAGAGGACGAAGUCAUGAUCGACUUUAUGAACAGACGAGAACCGGAUGUGGAUCUGAUGUUUUUCAAGGGUCUCCUUCCCUAUGUGAAGGAGCUGACAAAACGACGAAAAAGGGACUUUUUUCAAAUGGUCACAAGCGAACUGUUUAAGUCGAUAAACGAGCAAGAGGCAGAGACACAGUCAGAACCGGUCGACACGAAGGUUCUGAUUUUUAAUGAAAAAUAUUAAACUUCAAAGCGGCAGUACCAAACAUAUUUAUUAUUUUGUUGUUGUGAAAUGUACACGUUAUACUUUAAUUUAUAUGUCAUUAAGAACAUGUAGCGGGUUUCCUCUAUUAACUACGACCGGCCUCGGUGGCGUUGUGGUUAGGCCAUCGGUCAACAGGCUGGUAGGCACUGGGUUCGGAUCCCAGUCGAGGCAUGGGAUUUUUAA